CUCCGUCUGUUUCUGUGGUCGAAUCACACUCAGCUGCGUUGCUCGACGGCGAGAUUCGCAACCGCCCGCGCCCAUCUUUCGACUCAUCGCUCUCCCUUCCAUCGUCUGGCCUGCCUUCGGACUCUGCACUCUUCUCUCAGGUGUCAUCCCCGUCGUCGAUUGUUUUAUGCCUUCUACAUCAUUUCCCAGCCUGACACAAACGAGGCGGUUUCUCGACGACUCGAACCGAGCACUGACGCAGAAUUUGACCAAACGGAACCCCCCCGUCAUCUUUCGUUCCAAGUCAGGGGUGGGCAUUUUCCCUCAAAAUCCUAACGCAGGAUUCCCCAGUUUUGUGACAACUCCCGAGAGCUCGCUUCAACGAUUUCGGGUCGGUGAAUAAACCCCAGACCAGGUCCUGCCUGCUUCUUUUCCCGCCUGUUUCCUCCAAAAUCAUCCAACCUUGAUCCUCACAGUUCGAACACGACGGCCCGCUUCGCCAUCAGCUCGCCAAAAACCUUCCUGCCCACCCUCUCGCAAAGCUCACUUGGGCUCUUUGCUUGAUUGAUUUCAUUCUGUAGGCGGCAUCGGGGCCCAAUCUGUACCGACUACUACACCUCGCACACAAAUCAAAUCCCCGCAACACCAGCAACAGCAACAACGCGGCCUAGCUCUCGGGCUACGCCUCCAUGCUCCAUCAUGUCUUCUAAAGACCGUGACGUCGACCUCGACGUUGAUCGGCCCCCGCGCGACAAGACCGAUAAGUCGGAGAAGAAGGCCUCGAGAAGCAAGUCGGAGCGCAGUAGCAGACCCGAUAGAGAAAAGGGCGACAGAGAGCACCGCUCCCACCGCGUGAGCUCGCGCUCCUCUAGAUCCAAGAUGGCAGACGGCAGCGGCCUCGGAAGUGACCUCAAUUCCCACUCUCACCGUCGCCACCGCACCCGCGAAGAACGAGACCGCGAUCGAGAGAGGGACCGCGGCCACGACCGCUCCGCCUCCAUGACCGACCUUGUCCCCGAAAUGUCUCGCACCUCGCUCACCGGCCCGGCCUCGACUGACCGCAUCUCGAUGCCCUACCCGACCUUCAGCAAGGCGCAUAGCAAAGAGGCCGUCCGCGGCAGUCGCGAGGAUGUGUCCGAGUCGGCCGUGGGCCCCACGAGGAGGAACGACCCCUUCACGCCCGAGGCAACGGACCUGGGCGGCAGCGAACUCAAGCGAUCCAUGAGCGUCGAGCAUUCCGACAAGCAGCGCAAGGUUUCGUCCAAGAAGGAGUCGAGGCCCCCUAGCCCGCCCGAAACCGACUUGUCGGGUAAGAGACGCUCAGGCACCCCUGAGGAGUCGUCUAAGAAAAUGCGCGAGGAACGCUCAAGCUCGAGGCUCAGCGGAGACUCGUCCAAGAGAGACCGGGAGGAUAGGCCAAGCUCGCGCCUUAGCGGCAUCUCACGAUCGGGCUCCAGAGCAGACGACAAGUCUCGGCUGAGCUUCAAAUCCAAGACGAGUAGCCAGGCUACCUACGUCAAGUCGCCGGCGUUCCCCCCUGGUGUGCAGGAGAGUUUAAACAUCAAGCCGAGCGCUUCCAGAUCCUCUUCGAAGCGGAGUUCGUCGAGCAAGAAGAGCCGGAGACCGGAGUACUACGACGGUGACUCGUCCCCCGAGAGCCUCCAGGAUUCGUCUCCCAGAACCCCGACACAGGCGCCACCCUUCCCGCCACCCUUCGCUGUGCAUGACAAGCCCCCAGGGCCUCCUCAGGUUUACCCCGAGAACGACAUCACUCCGUCCGCAACACCAAUGACCGAUAUGGGUCCCCCGACCGACCCUCCUCCCCCGCCGCCGCCGCCGCCGCCGCCACCCGUUGACGUCCAGGAAGCACCGCGCGUCGACUAUCUUUUGCAAAAUGGCGGACUCAUACAACCGAUUCCCAAGACAUUUCUCUCCGUCCUGCCCCGGCAAAAUGGCGCCAGGCCAUCUAACCCACCCCUGGUUGGCCCGCAGACUUUGUUCGCGCCAUUUUUCAACCUUUUGGACCAGUAUAAUUCGGUCCUCAACCGUAACGGUUCCGUGGCAGUCGCGACCGGUCACCGAUCAGUAGCUCGGCGUCUGCUGGACCGUCUUGAAAACGUGUUCUCGAGAGAGCUCCCCGAGCACGGAUGCACCUGUGUGGUCUGCGAACGGGGUCCCGAUAUUCAGCAUCGCGGUUUGGGCUGGGGGGAAGUUCUUGAAUGGGUCAGCGGUCGUAUCGAUCUUCCCCAGUGGCCGCCGUUCGACCUGGCAAGCUUGGGGUCCAAGGCUGCGGAGGUGUCCGCGGAGUUGCCACCCCGGCCCGACUCGCCGGUCAAGAUCGAUCCUGACAUCGCCGAGGAAUUUCGCGAGCACUAUCUCAGACAGUCUAAGAAGGUUAGGGGGGCUGUGGAUAAGUGGCUCAACACUUGCGGUGAAACGGCGGCGCCACCGCCUCAGGACGUAGAUGACGAGACUCUGACGUUUGCCAUACUGACGAACUUGGACCCUGAAGACCAACCCUACUUCAAUGCCAUACUUGUGGGUUCCAACCAUCCCAAGCCCGCAACAAGAGCACCAACGCCGUUGCACCGCGCGCGCCCUGACCUCCUCGUCAGGACAGGGUUAGCUCUGCAACGUCUCUACCGGUUGACGCAAGUGCCGCGAGACGCCGAGGUCGCCAUGUACCUCGUCAAGAACCCUCACACCCACGACCUUCUCGUCACAAUGUCCGAUAUCAACACGCAAGAAUGGGAAAUCUUGACUUCUGGCAGGUUCGACGGUUUCCUCUGGUCCGGAGCCGAUGGCGACGAUGGUUCUACUCCCACAGCUGAAUCGCGCGGCGCCACCCCCGCGAGCAACUACGUCCCCUCUAGACCUUCUACGAUGAGCCCGGGCGUUCGAGGAACGCCAGGCUUCCCAGGAUCUCGCAAUACGACGCCGUUCUCGGCCUACUCCCGCGGCGCCACUCCGGCGUCUUUCGUUAGCAACGCGUCGUCCGCGGCGGCGAAUCGUCAAGCAGUAUCACGGGACGAGGAGAUGGAGAUGGCCGUCCUCGCAGAGGUGGAGCGGGAGAUUUAUCAGGGCAUGGAAGCGCUAGAAGAUGCCUUUGAGGCGCUCCACCUCAAGGCUGAAGUCGUCCGGACGGGCUUGCGCAACCGCGGCGCCGGUCUGAUGCACAGCCUCCAGAGCCGCCGGCGCAUCGACGUCCUCCCUAUCCCGGGCUCCGGUAACUCGCAAUCAUCGGGCUACGAGCGCCCUAGUUGGGCGCAGGGCGAUUACGACGCCAACAGCGACAGCGAGUGGGGAGGCGACGAUUUUGAGCUCGCCCCAGACGACUCGGCGAGCAACAUCAGCAGCUCGCGGCACCGACGGCCCAAGAGGCGGACCGAGAGGAGGACGCCGGCGCCGAUAGAGGAGGAUGAAGAGGAAAACUGAACUCUCGAAGGAAAUAAAUGAUGAUGGAUGGGAAAUGAGAUUUUACGAAUCACCUUGAUGAAAUGGGAGGGAAAUGCUUCCGCGUCCAAGUCAUGAAAAACGAUUGGAAAAGAGAAAAUGAAAUGAUGAUGCCAAAGUCCUUGAAGCCAAAUGUUCUUUUGAUGCUGCGUGCUGUGGGACACCAAAGGAUGGAAGCUGUUUGCGAUCCGGACUGAUGCCGUUGUUGAUGUCGGAAUAUCAGACUACGCCGGCUUGUCAUUACUGGAUAACGGGGACGCGUA
Molecule: messenger RNA, 3695 nt
Organism: Colletotrichum destructivum
Lineage: Eukaryota; Fungi; Ascomycota; Sordariomycetes; Glomerellales; Glomerellaceae
Product: Putative methyl-CpG binding protein MeCP2/MBD4
Exons: 1
Coding region: 679-3414 (911 amino acids)
Cellular component (GO): nucleus
Molecular function (GO): DNA binding
Source: RefSeq, a predicted model, not a curated record